Molecule: messenger RNA, 1083 nt
Organism: Cynara cardunculus var. scolymus (artichoke)
Lineage: Eukaryota; Viridiplantae; Streptophyta; Magnoliopsida; Asterales; Asteraceae
Product: probable carboxylesterase 6
Exons: 1
Coding region: 1-1050 (349 amino acids)
Molecular function (GO): hydrolase activity
Source: RefSeq, a predicted model, not a curated record
AUGAGAAGAAGAAGAAUGGGCAUCAUAAGCUUAGACUCAACUUUGAGCCUUCCAAUGGCUACUCAAAACCCUAGGGUUGUAGUUGAAGAAAUUGGUGGCCUAAUUAGGGUUUACAAAGACGGACACGUGGAAAGACCCCAUAUCGUUCCACGUGUCAUGUGUACGUUACCUCCUGAACUAGGGGUAACAUGUAGGGAUCUGGUGAUCGACAAGUUUACAAAGGUUUGGGCGCGUUUUUAUGUUCCAAAACGCAAUGAGAAGCUUCCCUUACUCGUUUAUUUCCAUGGAGGAGGGUUUUGUGUUGGUUCGGCCGCAUGGAGUUGUUACCACGAAUUUCUCGCAAUUUUAGCUACUAAAGUUGGUUGUGUGAUCAUGUCGGUAGAUUACCGUUUAGCCCCUGAGAACCCUCUUCCGGCUGCCUAUGAGGACGGCCAAAAGGCUUUGAUGUGGCUGAAACAACAAGCUCUAAGCGCGUCAUCCAACAAAUGGUGGUUGAACCACUAUUGCGAUUUCUCAAGCGUGUUUUUGGGUGGCGAUAGUGCUGGCGGCAACAUAGCACAUAACGUGACGUUAAGAUUGGGUGCCGAUUGGGCACAGUUAAAACCAUUAAUCUUGAAAGGUAACAUUCUAAUCCAACCCUUUUUUGGUGGAGAAGCAAGAAUGAGUUCCGAAAAGUUCAUGGUCCAACCACCGGGGUCUGCGCUCAACUUGGAGGCCUCGGACACGUACUGGAGACUAUCGUUACCGAAGGGGGCAAACCGGGACCAUGAAUGGUGCAACCCAGGGGCAAAAAGGUCAAUGAAGUGGGAAAGAAUGAGGUAUAUGGUAUGUGUAUCAGAAAUGGACAUUUUGAAAGAUCGGAAUAUGGAAUUUGGUGGGUUGUUGAGGAAUAUAGGCAUAGAAGUAGAAGAUGUGGUGUACAAAGGUGUUGGUCAUGCAUUUCAGAUUCUGGACAAGUCUCAAGUUUCACAAGUGCGAACUCAGGAAAUGAUUGCUGACAUCAAAGCAUUCAUUAACAUUAACAUUAACAUUAACAGGAAUAGAAGAUGAUGUCUCUCCAUAAAUUAAUUACAACUCUUGUAA